Messenger RNA from Aspergillus fumigatus Af293, 2085 nucleotides. RefSeq lists its product as uncharacterized. NCBI's taxonomy places the organism in Eukaryota, Fungi, Ascomycota, Eurotiomycetes, Eurotiales, Aspergillaceae. The record is from RefSeq and is a predicted model, not a curated record.
AUGGCAUCGAUGGUGCUCCCGCAGUUAGACGGAUACGCAGAGAAUCGCAGAGCCAAGAAGAACGCUCAUAAGAAGAAAAAGAAGAAGCAGAAUAAGAAGAAGCAGGCGUUGCAGGGUGACUCUAAUGCUCCGAGUUGCAGCGAGUCCCCUCCGUCGUACAAGAGUACAGCUGGCGAUGCUGUUGCCGCCCAGUCGCGCGUUCCAUCUUCUCUGGAUACGCUGCGCCUCCCACUGGUUGUUGAUGGAGCGUCCUGGGGAACGAAACAUGGCCAGAUUCAGAGUCAAUAUGCCUGCGGUGUUAAUUAUCCCGCUUCGCACUCCUACCAUGAUACCUUGUUUGUCACACAAACCUCCGCUGCACCUUUGCAUUCCCCUUCUAUUGCAGCAACCACUGAAGAGACAAUCCGCGCUUCGAGUGUGCAGAGUGGCAUCCCCGGGGACGUAAGCCAUUCCUCCUUGGCCAUCAAGGAGCUGCCGUAUUGCCAGGUUCAUGGAACCGCAACCUGUCGAUUCGAUCCUGCAUGCUGUGUUCACAAGGCCCAGGCCGAUUGCGACUGCCCGCGUCGGCACUCGUGCUGCUGUGUUCAUCAUGCUGGAGAUUGUUGUACCUGCGUGUACACCCCGCGGAGCGGAUAUGUUAAUGGAGCUUACAGCUUGAUCGGCCAUGAUUUGCCAUCGUAUGCGCUGCACCCUGUCUCUAAGAACGGAGAGGUAGUUUUAUCGGACCCAAGCCGCGUUUCUAAGAACUGGCUGUUGAAGGAUGACGGAACGAGCUCUAAGGAUGUCACUGAAAAUGGAGAAUGGCAUAGCCUGGAAGCUGAUCAUAUCCCGCAACUAGUCGUAAAGAAACAUCCUGACCCCGUUACGGCGUAUGACGACGGACCUCUCGCGGCGUACGUUCUUCGCCUCUAUGACAGCGCGGAAUUUCACGACUGCCGGAUCCUAUUGAAGUCUGGCAAAGACAACUUCCCACCGAUCACCAUCCGCACGCACAAGGUGUUGAUCGCCCGUAGUCCUCUUCUCGCCUCGAUUAUGAAGUCACCUGCAGCAAAGCAGGAUAUACCCGAAAUAGUAGCAAUGGCUGGAGAGAACUUCCUGUUGGUCAAGGCGUUUGGGAUUGCGCUUCAGAGUUUAUACGGGUUGGCCCUCUUAAACCAGAAACGGCUCAGAUCCAUGACACUCUUCAGUCUGGGAUAUACCGAAGAGAGUAUCAAAUCGUCUCCAUACCCGAUCAAUACGGCACUGGCGGAUUUUGCCCUGUGCUACGCCAGCUCUGGGGCUUUCCUUCAACGGCGGGACAUUGUCGAAACGGGUAUCAAGCUGAUUGUGGAAGUCAUAAAUUGGGACAACAUCGAGCUGAUCUUCUACUUUGGCUUCUGCAUGUCUAAGUUUCUCAUCACGGCGCCUCAGAUGGCAGAGCUUGAGAAAUCCUCAGCCGAUCAGCCAGCCACCGAUAACCAGGGACCACCAAAUAGGCUCCACGGCGCCAAUGACGAACUCCAGACCAGAUGGGCCACGCAUCUGUUGACCGCCGCGCUGGAUUUCGUCGUCAACCGUAUGGAAGCCGACUUUACAUUAUUCCCUCAGGCCCACUGCAAAGGCAUGCCAGACCGGAUUCCCGAAUACCUACACUCCUCUCCGACGCUUUCUCUCCCCAAACUGGCAGAGGUCAAGUUCGGUUCGUUCGCAGCUCUCGAAGAACAGAAGCAAAGCCCCCAGAUUGUAGCCACGUCAGCCGUCCUCGUCUGCCUGCCCUUCCAGCACUUGAAAGAAGCUUUUGUCAAGAUGAACGCACGCGGUAUCUUGUCCAGUACGUUGGCCCAGGCGAUCUUGUUAGAGCGGGAGCAACGACGGGUUCAGGCCCUGCGUGCGUUUGCUCGGCUGCGCGCCCAGAACAGCGAGCAGGAGAUCCCAGCGGAGAUAAUCGAGCUGGGGUUUCGGGAGUUCUUUACGUCGAGGAAUGUUUUCUCGGAGGAGGACUCGUCUUCCGCGUCUUUGGAAAUUUCUUUGGAAAGGGAAUGGUUUGGGUUGGCUGGUGGGGAGGUGGUUAUCAAGCACAGAGUGAUCAAAAAGGCGAAGGAGUAG